AGAAACGGAAGCUACUUGGGAGAAAAUUAAAUACGCAUGGCAAACUUGGGGAAAAUGUCACAGCUAGGUACUAAGAAAAGAAAACUAGACCGGAGUACAGAGGAUUACAUGUACUUUGACAGCUACUCCGAUGUCACCAUUCACGAAGAGAUGAUUGCAGACACUGUGCGCACGAACACGUACAGAAUGGGCAUUUUUAAAAACAGUAAGUCAAUAGAGGGGAAAGUGGUGCUUGAUGUGGGAGCCGGUACCGGCGUCUUGAGCUUAUUCUGUGCACAAGCGGGUGCCAGGAAGGUUUAUGCAGUCGAAGCGAGCUCGAUUGCCGAUCAGGCUGUGAGAAUCGUAAAACUGAAUCAGAUGGAGGACAGAAUAGAAAUCAUUAAAGCUACACUAGAGACGAUCGAACUAACCGAACAGGUGGAUGUGAUUGUCAGCGAGUGGAUGGGCUACGCGCUCCUCCACGAAUCCAUGCUGAACUCUGUGAUUUUUGCCCGGGAUAAGUGGCUCAAACCCGGUGGCCUCAUAUUACCCUCCCGGGCGGAUCUUUACAUCGCUCCCAUAAACGAUCUGGUGGUGGAGGGCAGAUUGAAUUUUUGGAGCACCGUUAAAGGACAGUACGGCGUGGACAUGUCCUGCAUGACCGACUUUGCCAGGAAGUGCAUCAUGAACAAAGACAUCACUGUGAAUCCGGUGACGGUGGAGGAUGUGCUCUCCCACCCCUGCAAGUUUGCCGAGCUGGAUUUGAACACAGUCACACUCGAGCAGCUCAGAGAUGUGAGGGGAGUGUUUCGCUGCCAGUGCUUCGGCUCGUCCUCCAUCCACGCCUUGUGCGUGUGGUUCACCGUGACUUUCCCCGCUGAGGAGAAGGCCCUGGUGCUCUCCACAUCUCCAUUCAAACCAGAGACGCACUGGAAGCAGGCUGUGCUGUAUCUGGAUGAUGCUGUGGAUGUGAUGCAGGACACUAAAGUUGAGGGGGAGAUCAGUUUGUAUCCCUCCGAGGAGAAUUCUAGACACAUAUGCAUCCAUGUGGACUAUGUGAUAGGUGAACAGAAAAAACACUCCAAAACCUUUACUAUUCCUGAUCAGUAUUUAGAAGUUAAAUAGAACUUAAGCCAUUAUAUAGCCUGUUUGUAGUUAUUUACCUAGUCAAAAAAAUUAAGGAAUGCUAAUGGUUUUUAUGGUAAUUUUGAAUUCAAAUUCAAUUUUUAAUCAAAUAAACAUAAAAAAUAAAAAAGAGUCAUAAAGAAUCCUGGAUUCACUGAAAUUCCUAUUUUCGCCCCUAGAAUUUAAGUUUAUCCAGUAGGAUCUUCUGUUGGUCUGGCAGUGUCUCAUUAAAAUAAUUUGUGAUUAGCUUCAAAUUAUGGUAAUAAAUAAUGAUAAAUUCCAUCAGCAUUCCUUUUGGAUGUUUUUGGUUUGUUUGUUUUUGUUUCAGCCCCUCUUGGUUUCACACAUGACAUACUUUUCACUAUGAAUUAUUCCUUGAAGUUGUAUGUUAAGUGUCCUGGAGGGGGGAUCAGGUUUAAACUCCUGUCUUUGGACAGCACGUGUGCAAAGUAAUACAAAAUAAACAAUGCUUGCCUGAGCUCUGUAAUGUUGCUUAUUGUGUAAAAAAAAGAAAAA
Rhinichthys klamathensis goyatoka is the source of this 1620-nucleotide messenger RNA. RefSeq names its product protein arginine methyltransferase 6 (gene prmt6). Lineage: Eukaryota; Metazoa; Chordata; Actinopteri; Cypriniformes; Leuciscidae. Gene Ontology annotation, biological process: peptidyl-arginine methylation. Gene Ontology annotation, molecular function: protein-arginine N-methyltransferase activity. The record is from RefSeq and is a predicted model, not a curated record. Bases 37 to 1104 code for a protein of 355 amino acids. The transcript has a single exon.